AUGUCCCAUCAAUUCAAUUUCAUCGUAGUCGGAGCUGGAGCCGCAGGAUGCCUCCUGGCCUCUAGACUCUCGCGUACGUCCACUGCCCCAUCGGUCCUCCUCAUCGAAGCAGGAAAAGCCCUCGACGACCCCGAACUCCGUGCUGCUGGACGGAAGUUUGUCAAUCUCGCUGAUCCGAGCCUUGGGUGGACCGACUAUUCCCACGUCCAGAAGAAUGUCCACGGCAGGAGUAUUAUCUAUCCGAGAGGAAAAGGACUGGGCGGUUCAACCAUGAUAAACGCCAUGGUAUACUAUGUUGGCUCGUCCGAGGAAUACGACUAUUGGGCAGACUUGACGGGUUGCCAAAAAUGGAGAUGGCAGGAGACAAAGGAAAGAUUCAGACGGAUCGAGCGGUUCCGGGACGAUACUCCGAUCGAAUUCAGAAAAUACUCUCGUACAUCGCCAGAAACCCAUGGCUUUACGGGUCCUGUCGAUGUCAGUCUCCCAUUGGAAUGGGAGCCCGGUGUGACAAAGGUUUUGGAUAUCGCUCAAACUCAUGGAUUUCCCAUCAACCUGGAUCAGAACAGUGGGAAUCCGAUAGGAAUAGGCAUGUCACCGACCACUGUAUCCAACGGACUUCGCACAACCGCAGCCUCGGCGUUUCUCGCGGAUCGACCUUUCAACCUUUCGGUGUGGACUGAUGCUGUCGUCACUCGAAUACUGUUUAGCGGCAAGACAGCAGUUGGGGUUGAGCUGGCAGACGGGCGCAGUGCCUACGGGACUAAAGCCACGAUUCUAUGCGCCGGUGCCCUUGACACCCCAAAACUGCUUCUUCUCUCAGGAAUAGGCCCGAAGGACGAAUUGAUGCCACUGGGUAUACCAGUUGUCCACGACCUCGAAGGCGUCGGCAAGAACCUCCAGGAUCACCUCCAGUCGCUGAUUGAAACUCGUCUGUCCAAGAAGCUGUUGGACCGAGACGUGGCGCGGGACGGUGAGCCCGACGUGGCGGGACCGUGGUCGUGUCUGCCCUUUUGUUUCCUCAAGGUGGAAGAGAAUCUGGAGACGGACGAGUUCAAACGGUUGGAUCCCUCGACACAGGACUAUCUGAAGGGGAAGACGGUCCCUCAGUUGUCACUUGGCACGGCAGCUCCCCUCUUUGGCCAAGGGAGAACCUUCCCCGACGUGCAGUACUACCACGUCUACGUCAACUGCCUGAUGAACCCACAGUCUCGCGGGGAGGUGAGACUCCGAUCCGCCAACCCUGCGGAUCCGCCGUACUUUGACUUCAAUGCCCUCUCCCACCCGUACGAUCGCCGGGCCUACAUCAACAACACGCGCAAGGUCAUGGAGUUCAUCGAGGGCGAGGCCAACGCCGAGUACUUUGCCGGAUAUAUCAACGGGCCAUCGAGCAAAUCAGACGAGGACAUUGAAAAAUGGCUCAAGGCCGUCUCGGGCCCCCAGUUCCACGCCACAGGGACGGUCAUGAUGGGUCGACCGGAGAACAAGCUCGCGUGCAGCGACUCGGACUUUCAGGUCUUGGGCGUCGAAAAUCUCCAUGUGGCCGAUCUCAGCGUCUGUCCGACCACUCCAUGCUGCAUGACUCAAAGCACGGCGUACAUGGUAGCGGAAACCGCUGCAGAGACGCUGAUCGAGAAGUUCGGUCUGGAGUGA
Molecule: messenger RNA, 1650 nt
Organism: Fonsecaea erecta
Lineage: Eukaryota; Fungi; Ascomycota; Eurotiomycetes; Chaetothyriales; Herpotrichiellaceae
Exons: 8
Coding region: 1-1650 (549 amino acids)
Molecular function (GO): flavin adenine dinucleotide binding; oxidoreductase activity, acting on CH-OH group of donors
Source: RefSeq, a predicted model, not a curated record